Messenger RNA from Manis pentadactyla (Chinese pangolin), 2783 nucleotides. It is a transcript of the gene TOM1, whose product is annotated as target of myb1 membrane trafficking protein. Gene Ontology annotation, biological process: signal transduction. Gene Ontology annotation, cellular component: membrane; endosome. Gene Ontology annotation, molecular function: ubiquitin binding; phosphatidylinositol binding; clathrin binding. Lineage: Eukaryota; Metazoa; Chordata; Mammalia; Pholidota; Manidae. The coding region runs from base 116 to 1348 and encodes 410 amino acids. The transcript is spliced from 13 exons. The record is from RefSeq and is a predicted model, not a curated record.
CCCGCCCCCACUGGCACCUCCUCUCGGACCGUCCGGCGCGUCACGUGACGGGUCGGAGGCGCUGGCGGUUGCUGUCAGCUGAUUCCUAGGGUUGGUGGCUGGGACAGCGGUGGCAAUGGACUUUCUCCUGGGGAACCCGUUCAGCUCUCCAGUGGGACAGCGCAUCGAGAAAGCUACCGAUGGCUCCCUGCAGAGCGAGGACUGGGCUCUCAACAUGGAGAUCUGCGACAUCAUCAACGAGACCGAGGAAGGUCCCAAAGAUGCCUUCCGAGCAGUGAAGAAGAGAAUCGUGGGAAACAAGAACUUCCAUGAGGUGAUGCUGGCUCUCACGGUCCUAGAAACCUGCGUGAAGAACUGCGGGCACCGCUUCCACUUGCUGGUGGCCAGCCAGGACUUUGUGGAGGGAGUGCUGGUGAGGACCAUCCUGCCCAAGAACAACCCACCCACCAUCGUGCAUGACAAGGUGCUCACCCUGAUCCAGUCCUGGGCUGACGCGUUCCGCAGCUCGCCUGACUUGACAGGUGUGGUCGCCGUCUAUGAGGACCUGCGGAGGAAGGGCCUAGAGUUCCCGAUGACCGACCUGGACAUGCUGUCACCCAUCCACACGCCCCAGAGGACUGUGUUCAACUCAGAGACACCGUCAGGACAGAAUUCUGUGGGUACUGACACCAGUCAUCGAGGGGACUCCAGCCAGCACACCACCCCUCUGCCCAUCACAGCCACACUCCCCAACGACACACCCAUAGUGCCGACCCCUGAGCAGAUCGGGAAGCUGCGCAGUGAGCUCGAGAUGGUGAGCGGCAACGUGAGGGUGAUGUCGGAGAUGCUGACGGAGCUGGUGCCUACGCAGGCGGAGCCCGCAGACCUGGAGCUGCUGCAGGAGCUCAACCGGACGUGCCGAGCCAUGCAGCAGCGGGUCCUGGAGCUCAUCCCCCGAGUCGCCAGUGAGCAGCUGACAGAGGAGCUGCUCAUGGUCAACGACAACCUCAACAACGUGUUCCUGCGCCAUGAAAGGUUUGAACGGUUCCGAACAGGCCAGGCCGGCAAGGCCCCAAGUGAGGCCGAGGCCGCAGCUGACCUGAUCAACAUGGGCCCUGAGCCGGCAGCCGCGGGCAACCUCUCCUCCCAGCUGGCGGGAAUGAACCUGGGUUCCAGCAGUGUAAGGGCUGGCCUGCAGUCUCUGGAGGCCUCUGGCCGAAUGGAAGACGAGUUUGACAUGUUUGCACUGACACGGGGCAGCUCCCUGGCUGACCAACGGAAAGAGGUAAAAUAUGAAGCCCCCCAAGCAACGGAUGGCCUGGCUGGAGCCCUGGAUGCCCGGCAGCAGAGCACCAGUGCGAGCCUGUGAUCUGUGCCAGGCCCUGUGCUAACGACUGUACAUCCGCCUCUUACAGAGCCAUCACACAGACCUUUAAGGCAUGUUGUUAUACCCUUUUACAGAUGAGAACACUGAGUCCCAGGGAGAGGUUAAGUGACACAAGGCAUAACGUCCUUAGCAUGGUGCCUGGCAUGUAGUGAAGUAGAUAAUCAUCGUAGUCCUCUGUGUUGGUUACCCCACUUACAGGGGGAGACCUGGGCUUAGGAUUGUGAGGUAACUCAGCCAGGGUCUCACAACUGGUCUGUCUGGCUCCACAGCCAGUGCUGGUAACAGGAACCCCACAUGGCCUGCAGAGCUGUGAGGCACAGAGGUGAACGCACCCCUGCUCAGCCUUCCUUAUCCAAGGGCCAUCUUUCUGGCUCCAGGAAUCCAGAUGGAUCAGACGCUCUGGAAGCCUGUGAAAGCCCUGCCCUCUCAUGCUACCCGGCCCCUUGUGGGCAGAGACUGACUCCACGGCCCAGUGGGCAGCAUUCCAGUCAACCCCUUCCUGUCACAGAUGCGAGCGCUGCAGCCCAGAGACCUGGGUCACUUGCCCAGGGUCACACAGCAACUCAGGAGAAUGAUGUGAACAGGAAUCAGGUCUCCUGGCUCUUACGCCACCUUGCAGUUAGGCACAGGGAGGAAACACACAUACGUCUACUUGCAUAAAAGCAGGAGCUGAUAAAUUAUUGCUCACUCAUCUUUGAUAACUUGAGAGAUUUCAGCAACUUCCACCAAAUCAGGGUAUGACUUUCUUAACACCAUGUCAGUACACACCUGCUCCCAACAUGCGUAAGUCUGGCUGGGUGAUAAUCUCCCCAGACUGUCAGAAUGUGAUUCCAAGAAGCAAAAUACAGAAUGGGAUCAGGUGCCAUCUCAGAGGGCAGCCAGUGACUGCCCCCAGGGUUCACAAGUUCCGUGAUGGGGUGUGGGGCAGCAUGUGCCCAUUCCCAUGCAGGGUCUGUCUAGGCCGGGGUGGUGGGCUGAGGGCCAGGACUCCUGUCUCCCUCUGUCACCCUUGUGCUCUGCGGUCCUCGGGAGUUCCGUUUGCCCCUCCAUAAGCAUGAGGGGACCGCAUAAACUGGUAUUUCUAACCCUGGGCUGACCGCCAGAAUCCCCAGGGGACGGGGGCCCGGCCGCCUACUCUGCCGUUCUGGAAUUGCUCAGGCUGUUCUCCAGGUGAGGGAGGAACUGGCACAAUCAGGCUGGAGUCCCGGAGCAGCCGUGGCUCACCCCGCAGUGAGAUACCCUCCUGCUCCUCUCCCCUUUCACCUGCCCCCUCACCCACCGCAUAGCUACGACUGUGCAUGCCUGCACGCACGCACGCACGGCCUCGGAAGGUGGUAGCAGGCCUGCUGCCCAAAGGAGCACCCGUGGAGGAGGCUCUGGCCCUGCCCUUCCCGCCACCUCAGCGUGGCCCUUUCUC